AUGGAGACAGACCGUAGCCUUGCAUCCAAGGAAAAGCUGAAGAAUUCCACCAGAGGAUCCCAAGAGCAUAUUUCCUUCCCAGAUGAGCUGACUGAGACAGAGGAUGAUGAUGAUGAUGAGAUGAUGAGGAAGAAACCUUUUGAAUGCUCAGAGUGUGGGAAAAAAUUCAGUACGAGUAGCAGCCUUCAUCGGCACGAAAGAACCCACACAGGAGAGAAACCUUUUGAAUGUUCAGUGUGUGGAAAGAGAUUCAGUCGCAGUGGAAGUCUUCAAUAUCAUCAGAGAACCCACACAGGAGAGAAACCUUUUGCAUGCUCAGAGUGUGGAAAGAGAUUCAGUCGCAGUGGAGGUCUUCAGUACCAUCAGAGAACCCACACAGGAGAGAAAUCUUUUGAAUGUUCAGUGUGUGGAAGGAGAUUCAGUCGCAGUGGAGGUCUUCAGUACCAUCAGAGAACCCAUACAGGAGAGAAACCUUUUGCAUGCUCAGAGUGUGGAAAGAGAUUCAGUCGCAGUGGAGGUCUUCAAUAUCAUCGGAGAACCCACACAGGAGAGAAACCUUUUGAAUGUUCGGUGUGCGGAAAGAGAUUCAGUCGCAGUGGAGGUCUUCAAUAUCAUCAGAGGACCCACACAGGGGAGAAACCUUUUGAAUGCUCAGAGUGUAGAAGGAGAUUUGCUGACAAGGGGGAUCUUCGAAAGCAUCAGAGAAUCCACACGGGGGAGAAACCUUUUGAAUGCUCAGAGUGUGGAAAGAGAUUCAGUCGCAGUGGAGGUCUUCGAUAUCAUCAGAGAAUCUACACAAGGGAGAAACCUUUUGAAUGCUCAGACUGUGGAAAGAGAUUCGCUCACAGAGGGGAUCUUCAAAAGCAUCAGAGAAUCCACACAGCAGAU
Molecule: messenger RNA, 888 nt
Organism: Heteronotia binoei (common prickly gecko)
Lineage: Eukaryota; Metazoa; Chordata; Lepidosauria; Squamata; Gekkonidae
Product: gastrula zinc finger protein XlCGF17.1-like
Exons: 3
Biological process (GO): regulation of transcription by RNA polymerase II
Molecular function (GO): DNA-binding transcription factor activity; RNA polymerase II cis-regulatory region sequence-specific DNA binding
Source: RefSeq, a predicted model, not a curated record